Messenger RNA from Botrytis sinoallii, 993 nucleotides. RefSeq lists its product as uncharacterized. The transcript is spliced from 5 exons. NCBI's taxonomy places the organism in Eukaryota, Fungi, Ascomycota, Leotiomycetes, Helotiales, Sclerotiniaceae. The coding region runs from base 1 to 993 and encodes 330 amino acids. The record is from RefSeq and is a predicted model, not a curated record.
AUGACCGACAAUGCUCGUAGUGCAGUGCCUAGCACCUUCAAAACCAACGCUGCAUGUUGGUCCGUUUCUCCAACUUGGAUUGAGCAUAUGUAUUGUGUAAUGGCUGCUAUCGAUUUCGUCAAUGACGCAAUCUCGGCCGCGGAUCUGUCACCAACUGAACAUGCACUCCUGGAGCAUUUAAUCAAAGAAGCAGUCGAGCCCAAUUUUGCCGCACAAUUUAUACAGUCAAUAGUUGAUCAAGAUAAGAAUAAUGUGGAAGAUAAUUUACGCCGAUUCAAAAAAGACUGGAGAAAGUUGGCUAGCCGGUUAACAGUUGUUGAGCCCAUUUCUAUGCCACUUGACGCUAUGGUUAGAGAAAGAGAUGGGCCAUAUUGCACCAUGUCAAUGUUUCGAGAGGGCAAUACAAGGCCGGUGUCGACACUGGUUGAGUCUGCUCACGUGAUACCACCCUCAUUUCUUCGAGACAUCGAGUCCGCCGAAGAGGGACGCUUACUUCGCAUCCUUGAAGCUUUCAUUUCUACACCUAAUGUGGAUCGGUUGAAUGCAUUGCUUUCUAGUCAAAUUCAAGAUAAUGCAAUUGUCUUGCGUAAUCUUUGGUUACUUUCACCGAGUGUACAUAAGGCUUUUCGAGCUGGUCACAUAGAAGUGCGGAAGAGUGUCGAUGAUUCUGAAGACGUGGUUACCGGGGCUUUGCAAUUGGAGACGUAUAAAUUGGCGUACAAGUAUCCCGAGCCACUCAAAAACCUCUUCUUUGGAAAUGGCUUUCACUUUUCUGGAUCUCUAGAAUGGUUUGAAAUAUCUACAACAAAUCCUACAGAUCUUCCUUUGCCAAGCAAAUUUCUUUUUGAUAUCCACCGCCAUUUCAGUACUGCUCUUCACCUUUUCAGCAUCGAGGAUCAAAUUCGUUGUGGCUGGCCUAAGCCUACUAGUAGUGUCGUUGCGAUGCCGAGAAUAUGCACGCGAUAUAAACUAGCGCACAUCGCGUGCAUAUAG